GGGUUUGAACGAGUUUCCAAUUAUCUCAGAAAUACAAAUCAUUCUCAUCCAGUCAUACUCACUGCUUCGCCCUCCUUUCUGCCACUCCACCACCACGAUUUCUCCUUUCGAUUUUUGAAGUUCCGAAGCUAAGCCGAAACCGAACCCGACCCCGACCCGAGCUGGUAGCUGAGACUGUCGUCAUUGUGAAAUGGGUAAAUCAACAUCCUCUCUGCUUCUUAUAUGCAAUCGUUUGAUUAUUAGAGUAAGCCUUCCAUUUCGUGCUUUUACUUCUCAUUAUUGUUCUACUAUUAGAGAAAAUGCGAAAACCCCAUGUCAGAAUCGGAAUCAGUUGUUGAAAUCUGUGAGAGAUCACUCCAAAUCUGGAACCUUUAAGAAUCUUGAUCAUGCCUUAGGUCUGUUUGAUACAAUGCUUCAUAUGCACCCUUUGCCUUCCAUUGUCGAUUUUACUCAAUUGUUGGGUGCGGUUGCAAGAAUGAAGCAUUACUCUGUAGUCAUUAAUCUAAUUCAACGAAUGGAAUCAUUCGGAAUCUCGCCCAAUGUUUAUACUCUCACUGUUUUGAUUAAUUGCUACUGCCGUUUGAGACGGGUUGAUUUUGGGUUCUCUGUCUUAGCAACAAUUUUGAAACAUGGUUAUCAACCAAAUCAUAUAACUCUAACCACUCUUGUCAAUGGGCUAUGUCUUCGAGGUAACAUUGCUGGAGCUGUUAGGCUGGUAGAAGAAAUGGAGAAUAAAGGGUAUGAGCCUGAUGCGAUUACUUGUGGAACAAUAGUAAAUGGUCUCUGUAAGAUUGGCCAGACUGGUGUGGCUAUUAGGUUGCUCAGGAAGAUUGAAAAAAGGAAUUUUGCACAAGAUGUGGUGCUGUAUAGCACGAUCAUUGACAGUUUAUGUAAGGAUAAAUUGGUAACUGAAGCUUUGAACCUUUUUUCUGAAAUGAUGAGUAAAGGCAUUCAGCCAAAUGUUGUCACUUACAGUUGCGUAAUUCAAGGACUAUGCAAUUUUGGCCGGUGGAGGGAGGCUUCUACUUUGUUGAAUGAGAUGGAGCAAAGGAAGAUCAUGCCAAAUGUACAAACAUUUAACAUAUUGGUGGACACACAUUGCAAGGAAGGGAUGUUGACUAAGGCAAAAGAAGUUUUUGAAGUGAUGAUUCAAAGAGGCAUUGAGCCUGGCAAAGUCACUUACAAUUCUUUGAUUGAUGGUUAUUGUUUGCAAAACCAAAUGGAUGAGGCAGUUAAGACAUUUAAUAUGAUGGUUGAGAAGGGUUGUUCACCCAAUGUGAUUAGCUAUAACAUAUUGAUCAAUGGAUAUUGCAAAAGUAAAAAAAUUGAUGAGGCAAUGCGUAUCUUUCAUGAAAUGUCCAACAAGGGAGUGAUUCUUGAUGUUGUGACUUACAACACUCUUAUUGAUGGAUUUUUCAAAGUGGAGAGACCCCAGGCUGCACUGGAGCUAUUCAAUACAAUGCAAGCUUGUGGCCAACUUCCAAAUCUCCAAACCUAUGCCAUCUUGUUAGAUGGAUUUUGUAAGAAUAGACGAAUUGCUGAGGCAAUGGCAUUGUUUCAGGAGAUUAAAGGAAAAAAGUUGGACCAACAUAUUGUGUUUUACAACAUCUUGAUUGACAGUAUGUGCAAUGUUGGGGAGCUUACAACUGCAAGAGAAAUCUUUAGUAGUCUUCUUGCAAAAGGAUUGCAACCUGAUGUUCGGACUUAUACUAUAAUGGUCAAAGGGUUUUGCAAAGAGGGGCUAAUUGAUGAAGCGAUUGAGCUGCUUGAGAAAAUGGAAGGCAAUGGUUGUUCACCUAACGAGCAAACAUAUAACACAUUAAUCCAAGGGUUAUUGCAACAUGGUGACACAGCAAAGGCAAUGAAAUAUCUCAAAAUGAUGGUGGACAAGGGAUUUUCAGCAAACGCAACAACUGCUGCCAUGUUUAUUGACUUGCUAUCGUCUAAUCAAGUAGAUGAUAAUAUUCGAGAGCUGCUUCCAAAGUCAGGGUGAAGGUUAUUUAGUUUCUCAAGAUCAAAGACAACUUUUAUAUUUUAACCUAUCACUAGUCAUUAUGUGAGUGGUAUAUUUGCUUUGAGUAAAAUUCUAUACUUCUUACAAGAUGGUAUUUCUUUUCAUUUAUGUGCCCAAGAUUGUUUAUUCCUUUUACUGUUCGAUCUUUUGUUGCAAUUUUCUUGUGCACGCAUGUUGUUGCUAAACAUUUUGACUAGCUAUUGGGUGUAUUAUACUGCCCUCUUAGGUGGAUACUCAAGAGUCCUAGUUUGAGACUAGAUUCAUAGACCUUAUUUCUUGUACUUGUUAGCUAUACUAUGUUCCAACCAUUAUUCAAAGUUUUCCAAUCAUAAAAACUAGUAUUCCAAUUCAAAUAUAGCCUAAAUAUCAAACCUUCAACAGGUAUCCUCCCCUCCCCAAACCAGCCCCAAAAUUCUUAAAUGCUUAGCGAUUAGGUUCUAGACCAAAUUAUAUCUUGAAUCAGUUUUAUUUUUACAAAAGUAAUCCAGUUGUAAUUAGCUGAUCAAAUUUAGUCUUAAAAGACGCCAGGGGUGCUUGCAAGUUAAACUAUUGUUUUAAAACAACUAUGGAUUGAGUUGUCAGUCCUAUGCAAUAUCAAUCAGUUUAAGAUACUUUCUAUUUCAUUGUCAUAUCUUUUAGUUUCCUUUUGUCAAAAUGCUACAUGAAGUUUGUGUCAACCCUUACUAAUUUUGAUUCCUGUCCUGUUUGCACUAACCACUAUUGGAGUGUUACUAGGGGUUCUUGAAACUUUAUUCAUUUGAGGGUACAUAGGAUAAUAUUUUUAAAGUAAGAAUGCCAUCAUUAGUAAUUUUAUUUAUUUUUAUAUCAUACAGCAGUAGCGAAACAAAUAAUAAUUAGUUUGGUGCUUUGGUUGCUUCAUGCCUCCCUCCCUUUGGGAUAAAGCCAUCUCUACAAUGGAGAAAAUUUAUUUUUUUACUUUGUACUAUAAUCAUAUCAACAUAUUGACUAAUGAUUAACGGGACCUGCCAAUGUUAAAGUGCAUGGGAAAUCUUGAAGAUUUUUUUUUUUUUUAGGUAAGAAAGGCUAGAAUUGCCUGGUAGACAUGCCAAUCUGUCCUUAUUCUAGAAAAUGAUAGUAGUAGUAUGAACUAUGAAUUCUUUAGAUAUUUCCUCUUCUGUAGACAAUUGACUGAGGGAGGUUAAAACCAAACCAUGUUUGGGGAUAGUAUUGAGUGAAAAUGGUUAAGGUUGUGGAGGUUCAAUAGUUAAAAAGAAAUCUAUUUUGAUUUUAAUGUGAAAUUUUUGUAUGUCCAUGCUCUUUGUUUUUGCAGGAAGAGCUUAAGAAUACUACUAUUAAAAUGGCUGUACAGAGUAAAGUUCCUACCACCCCUGGGGCAGAGAAACAAACCAAAAGAGAGUUGUUUGAUGCACUAAGGCAGGAACUUGAAGCUCCAGUGCUGGAGAAAGCUUCUAAAUCAAUUUGGGAGCUAAUUUUGGACAGUAAUGGUCUGGGGAAGGAAAUUAGUGAGAUGGUUGAAAAGGUAUUUUCUUGAUUGAGUGGCCGGGAACCUCCAUUGUUUCCCCUGCCAGACGGUGAGACUCAUACUAAUAAAGAAAUUGAGAAUGAAAAAGAAAAAGGAAAAGGAAAAGAAUGGGCUAAUGAAAACAAAGAAAAGGAGAAUUCUCCCUCUUCAUUAAAGAAAAGGAGUUUUAGUGAAUUGAAUGCAGGGGGUGCAUGUGAAGCUGCAAGCAUAUUUGGUGAUCCUCCAACCAUACUAGAAGAUUCUAGUAAAUCACCCAACCAAGUUUGAAGACACGAAUCACUAUGUUGUGCUAAGAGCCUUGUGGCUCAAUGCCUUUACUGUUUUUCUCAAGGAGAACCUGGGUUCAAACAUCACCUCCACCACUUGAAAGUUACAAAAAAGGCCACUAUGCCAAUUCCCAUAUCAUUACUUAUCAACAAGAGUAACUUUGUCAAACGAGCUAUUUAUAACAGAUGUGGGGUGGUGCAAAUAUGGUUAUUUAGUCUUGAUUUUGAUUUGUCAUCAAUUUCUCAAUUCAUUUUAAUGGAAUAAAAUUAACAUUAUUAUGCUA
This is a messenger RNA of Quercus lobata, 4068 nucleotides long. Its product is annotated as putative pentatricopeptide repeat-containing protein At1g12700, mitochondrial. Gene Ontology annotation, molecular function: protein binding. Lineage: Eukaryota; Viridiplantae; Streptophyta; Magnoliopsida; Fagales; Fagaceae. The transcript has 2 exons. Bases 191 to 1993 code for a protein of 600 amino acids. The record is from RefSeq and is a predicted model, not a curated record.